This is a messenger RNA of Haliotis rufescens (red abalone), 3668 nucleotides long. RefSeq names its product zinc finger protein 800-like. The transcript has 3 exons. The record is from RefSeq and is a predicted model, not a curated record. Bases 168 to 3578 code for a protein of 1136 amino acids. Lineage: Eukaryota; Metazoa; Mollusca; Gastropoda; Lepetellida; Haliotidae.
UUUGUGUACGGCGAGAGGCGGAAAGAGUCGACUUUAUUCGAAAGGAGUGAGACGCCUUCGGUAUGGCCUAGUUCGGUGAAUGCAGGGAAGGUGGUGUCCAGUAUAUUCAACAGUGAAAUUACUGUUUAUAAGAAGGUGCAGGCAGCAUAAAGGUUAACUGGUAAACAAUGGCUGAAGAUGAAGCAAGAGAAGAGAAUGUGGCUGAUAUUGACUUUUCUCAGAUAAGAACAUCUAUUCAAUUAGGCGGUCGCAUGAUUGAGCAAAUCUUGAAUAGUGUUCACUACGGUUCCCCAGAAGUUAGAUGCUUGUUGCUUGAUGAGUGUGAUAUCAUACUUGAAUGCAGAGUGUGUCGUGGUUUAUUUCGUGCUCUCCCAAAUUUUGUUGCCCAUAAACGUGUUUACUGUAAACAGGCAUAUAUCAUGACCCACCAGAGCAUGUUUGAUAGUUUGCCAGAGGAUGAGGUUGUAGUCGUUCAACCAACAGCUCCAGAAGAUAUGCACACAAAAACAGACGAAGAUAGAACUUGCCAUAAGUCAGCAGAUGAUAGAGUGAGAGAUACCAUUACUCAAAUUAAUUGUGGACUUUUGGGAAAGUCAGAGAUGUAUAAGCUAUAUUCUAAAGCUGCAGAAAAAGUUGAUCGACCAAAGAAAACAAAAAAAACUCUUAGUGUUGUUCUUUCUCAAAUUGCAUCAAAUUCCAAUGCCGUGAGAGUAUCUUGUGAAGAUAUUGAUGAGGCCUCAAGGCAAAGUCUUUAUAAAGUACAAGCACCAGCUUGCAUCACGGAAGCCUCAACUUUUAAGCCUGAAAUUCAAACUUUGACAGAUUUUUCUUCCCCUUUACCCUCUGUAGUCAAAUCAGAUGUGAUGGAUGCAUCAGUGAACCUGAUUCAGUCUGAUUUGAAUAAAAACAUGUGUGAUUCUAUACAGCAAACGCCCACUCCCCUUUCACCAGACAUUUUGCUAAGUCCAAUGGAUAUCCCACAGGAAGAGGAAAAUAUAUCAACACAUGCCACAGAACUCAAUAAUUCUGAAAAGAUAAUAUUGAGAGAAAGGAAAUUUGAAAAGGGAGAAACAAAUGUUAGCAAUACGUAUAAUGUUGCAUUACUAAAGUGUCUUCAAUGCAAUGUGACAUACUCAUCCAGUAAAACAUUAAAAUAUCAUAUACAAAAAAGACAUUCUGGUUUGCGCACUUUCUUCCCUUGUCCAUAUUGCUCAAAUGUCUUCUUCUACUUCUGGGGUUUGACAAGACAUUUGCGUGUAAAUCACAAGAAAACACAAAAUCAGAUCAAUAAGAUGAGGACAAUCUUGCGAGAAUCUGCGUUCACAAAGAAUGUAACCAAGACAUGCAUUCAGGCAAAGGACCAACUUGAGUUUACCACAGAUUUAAAAGAAAGAUGCAAGACAACAGAAAACGUGAUUGAGAAUGAAUCCAUGGAUGAAAAAAAAGUUGCCAAGGAGAAACGGGGGAAAAAUGUUUGCACUGCAGCCACAGUGAAGCAUACUUCAAAAUAUGUCAAGCACACAUUUGCCAGUCGGCAUGUUCCCUUGCUAGAUGUGCCUAAAAAGAAGGUGAAAACAGUACAGAAGUACUCUCAUCAAUUAUCCUGUGAGAGGUGUGACAAAGUGUUUUGGAAGAAAGGUCGCCUUACUAAUCAUAAGAAGUAUUGUUCGCAGACUAAAGUUUCUAGCUCAUCCUACAGACAAGUUCCCCAACAAAAUAUCUGUUCUUUCUGCUGCAAGUCAUUCUUAAGGAAAAGUAAUCUUGAAAGACACAGUGUUUUGUGUGAUUACAAAAGUACUACAGGUUCUAAGAUUCCCAAAACAAGUCCAAACAAGGCUAAUGAAGCUGACCAUCUCUCACCACACACAUCUCUCUCAUUCAGCUGCAUGAACUGUAAUAGAACAUUUGGAAAGAGGGUGAGCCUAGAGAAUCAUAAGCGUUCAUGUUGGAACGAAUCGACAGUGUCAAAACCCAUUUGUCAUGCUGUUGACAGUUUAAUUACAGACAAAGAAUAUAAAUCUAGCAGAAGCAAUCGUUUGUUUCAAAAUGAAACUGUCACGACAGGAGAAAACAAGAUCACAUUCCAUCGACAGAGUAAGAAAGAGUCACUAACUGAAAGCAAUCAUCAGGACUUCGAGACGAAGAGGAAAAGACGGGAAGCCACUAAACAUGACAAGAAAUUACAUGUAGUUGAAGAGAUAUGGAUACACAAACAACCCGGAAGACCAUCAGAAAAGGUGAAGUCCAAUCGUAUCAUUGUGAAGGAAGAAGAUACUGACAGCAAACUUCAUUGUCUGGAUUCUGAAAAGCUCUCCGCAAUUAUUGAUGAAGCAGAGCUAAAGUGUCAGAAAUGUGGACAAGAAUUCACAAGUGUGUCGAAUCUCCGCCGUCAUGCUAUCAGACACCUUGGAUGGAAACGAUUUAAGUGCAAAUUGUGUCGCUUCAGCAGUUAUAACAAAUCUGAGUGCAACACACACAUUAUGAGAACACAUUCUGAAAAAUAUCGUCUUUCAUCAGUAGAGAGUCUCAUUGUUGACCUUAAUAGGGAAACCUCAAAAAUACAGACUGAGCCAAAAUUGCAAUCUUUAAAUGAGAAACUGUCGAAACAGACAGUAGAUAAACAACAUACUGAUGCUCCCCAAACUAGGAAAACCAAGCAAGACAAGUCAAGAGAGAAGGAUCCUGAUCCUGCCAGGAAGUUCAAUAUUUCUACCCGUAACUCACCUCGCAACUUUGACACAAGACCAUAUCAGAAAUGUGACAAUAUGACAACUCUUUUCACUCGUAAGGGUUACUAUCCAAAACCCUACCUGCAACUUGAAGGCAAGAACAGUUAUCAAGUGGAAUCACAAGGAGAAGGCAAUCAUAAAGAUACGUGUGAAGGUAGCAAAUGUAUUGGUUAUAGCAUGCGGUCAUCUCGAUUCACAUCAAAGCAGUCUGUGAUUGAGAAAGAAGGAAUCCAUGAUAAUAGCAACACAGAAUUGUCAUCAGCUUGUCAGCAAUACACAGUAAUGAAAUGUGGUGAAAAUGUAGCAACUUCAGUUGAAUCAGACUCAGAGUAUAUCAAAGCUGGCUUUGAGGCAGUGAAUGAAAAUGGUGAUAAAGUAUUUGUUCCAAAAGGAAGGAAAAAAGUCCCUUGUGAUUCCAACUUGUCUUGUUCUCAUUCCAAGCAUGACAAAACAUAUCCAAAGUCAAACUUCCAACAGGAGCAAAGGAAAACAUCCCUACUGGAUGGGAAAAGUCAAGAUUUCUUGGCUCCAUGGCCAAGAGCUUCUGAACCUAUGUCAGUUAAGGAAAUGUUUGCUUUGAUAAGAAGGUCACCAAGAGCUGGCUCUGGUAGAAGGAAGAGCACUGGGGAUAUUACAGUUUGUCAUGCACCAGACACUAAUUACUCAGAGGAUAUGAAUGUAGGUGUUCAGCCAGUAGCCACUGGCAGGUCCUCUAAAAUGAUGGAUGGAAAAGUUAAAUUAAGUGCUACUUUAGCAAGGAAGAGUUCACCAGGAAGUAGAUCAGUGUCACUUAAUCAAAGAACAAGUCGACCUGGAGUUGACUGGUCACAGAACAGUGAAGAGAAAUAAGUGAAAAACUUGGAUCAUGAUAUAAAUGCACUAAGACUGCAUUACUAAAACUUUGGUCAAGAAUAUAUAGAAAUUAAAGUUUGAUUUCAC